UGUCAAUAUAUACUAUUCAACGAUUUAAUUUGAUUACGACUUAAUUAUGAUUAUAUAGUUUAGCCCUUUGUUUAAUUAUAAAUAAUUCUCGUUGAUAAAUCAUCGUUGCGCAGCAACUAAAUAAAAACAAUAUGAUAUAAUACAAUAAAAUAAUAUUUUCUCAUAGUUAUCGAUUUAAUUUUGUAUAAUUUUAUAAAAUAUUUAAAAAUGAAUGCAAAUGAUGUUCCUACCAUAUUACAAGAAUUUGCACAGCCUCGUCUAAUAAAUGAAGAUAUGUUAUUAAACUUAAUAAUUGAACAAGGACCAAAAGGAAUAGCUGGUAGACUCUUUUAUGAGGAUGGUAUUAACUUGGAUGAAACAAAAGAAAUUCGAAUCGAAUUUCUUAAUAUUUUAAAAAUAGAUUACUUAUGGAUGAUGCCAAAUCUUACAAAAUUAAAAUUAUGCAAUAAUAUAAUUGAAAAAAUAGAAAAUCUUGAUGCUCUUGUUAAUUUGAAAGAAUUAGAUCUAUCUUUCAAUCGUAUUAAAAUAAUAGAAAAUUUAGAGAAUUUAACAAAAUUAGAAAUAUUACUUUUAUUUAAUAAUGAAAUUAAUGAAAUAGAAAAUAUAGAUAGUUUAUACCAUCUUACGAUUUUUAGUAUUGGUAAUAAUAUUAUAUCAAAUUGGAAACAUGUAUUAUAUUUAAGAAAAUUUAAAAAUUUAUAUAGUUUGAACAUGAGUGGAAAUCCAUGCACAGAAGAAGAGGGAUAUUUAGAUUAUGUAUUUGCAUUUAUACCUCAAUUAAUUUAUUAUGAGUACAAAAUGAUAACUAAAGAACAAAGACAAACAGCUAGAGAAAAACACUAAGCUUUACAUAUUUUAGAAGAAACAGAAAUGAAAGAAAAAGAAGAAUUGAAUAUAAGACAAGAACGUGAAAAAAAAUUAGCUUUUCUUACUACUGCAUGUGUAGAAUAUCUUGAUGAAGAUCAUCUUUUUUAUCAAAUGUUU
Messenger RNA from Apis florea (little honeybee), 984 nucleotides. RefSeq names its product dynein regulatory complex subunit 3. Gene Ontology annotation, cellular component: cilium. Lineage: Eukaryota; Metazoa; Arthropoda; Insecta; Hymenoptera; Apidae. Gene Ontology annotation, molecular function: protein binding. The record is from RefSeq and is a predicted model, not a curated record.